UGCCUUAAAAUCCCUGCAGGUAUCUCCUUAUCCCAUAACUUAAGUGUCCUGAAAUCUGAGGAUUCCACCAAUGUAAUAUGAUAGGAACUUUCAGUGAUUUGGAGCCAUAUCCUACCUAGACUAAUGCAGGACUUGCAGAUUUCCUGAGAGCUUGGUACAGUGGCACACACCGAAGCGAAUCCACACGGGCAAUAAUGCCAUCUCUGCCUCAAGAAGGAGUUAUUCAGGCACCCUCUCCCCUGGAUUUGAAUACAGAAUUACCUUAUGAAAGCACAAUGAAAAGGAAAGUCAGAAAGAAGAAAAAGAAAGGAACCAUUACAGCAAAUGUUGCUGGGACAAAAUUUGAAAUCGUUCGUUUAGUAAUAGAUGAAAUGGGAUUUAUGAAAACUCCAGAUGAGGAUGGAACAAGUAACCUUAUAUGGUGUGAUUCUGCUGUUCAAGAAAAUCAAAAGACUGUACCAAAAUGUAAGAUCGCAGAGCUACAGAAUUACCAGAGAAUCAACCAUUUUCCAGGAAUGGGGGAGAUUUGUAGAAAGGAUUUCUUAGCAAGAAAUAUGACCAAAAUGAUCAAGUCUCGGCCUCUGGAUUAUACUUUUGUUCCUCGAACAUGGAUCUUCCCUGCUGAAUAUACUCAAUUUCAAAACUAUGUAAAAGAGCUGAAGAAAAAACGGAAGCAGAAGACUUUUAUAGUAAAACCAGCUAAUGGUGCAAUGGGUCAUGGAAUUUCUUUGAUAAGAAAUGGUGACAAACUUCCAUCUCAGGAUCAUCUGAUUGUUCAAGAAUACAUCGAAAAGCCUUUCCUAAUGGAAGGUUACAAGUUUGAUUUGCGAAUUUAUAUUCUGGUAACAUCCUGUGACCCGCUAAAAAUAUUUCUCUACCAUGAUGGACUCGUGCGAAUGGGAACAGAGAAGUACAUUCCACCCAAUGAGUCCAAUUUGACCCAGUUAUACAUGCACCUGACAAACUACUCUGUGAACAAGCAUAAUGAGCGUUUUGAACGGGAUGAAACUGAAAACAAAGGCAGCAAACGUUCUAUCAAAUGGUUUACAGAAUUCCUACAAGCAAACGAACAUGACGUUGCUAAGUUUUGGAGUGAUAUUUCAGAAUUGGUGGUCAAGACUCUGAUUGUAGCGGAACCUCAUGUCCUGCAUGCCUAUCGAAUGUGCAGACCUGGACAACCUCCAGGAAGUGAAAGUGUCUGCUUCGAAGUCCUAGGAUUUGAUAUUUUGUUGGAUAGAAAACUAAAGCCAUGGCUCCUGGAGAUUAAUCGAGCCCCAAGCUUUGGAACUGAUCAGAAAAUAGACUAUGACGUAAAACGGGGGGUGCUGCUGAAUGCACUGAAGCUGCUAAAUAUCAGGACUAGUGAUAAAAGGAGAAACUUGGCCAAACAAAAAGCUGAGGCUCAAAGGAGGCUUUAUGGUCAAAAUUCAAUAAAACGGCUCUUACCAGGUUCCUCAGACUGGGAACAGCAGAGACACCAGUUAGAGAGGCGGAAAGAAGAGUUGAAAGAGAGACUUGCUCAAGUACGAAAGCAGAUCUCACGAGAAGAACAUGAAAAUCGACAUAUGGGGAAUUAUAGACGAAUUUAUCCUCCUGAAGAUAAAACACUACUUGAAAAGUAUGAAAAUUUGUUGGCUGUUGCCUUUCAGACCUUCCUUUCAGGAAGAGCUGCUUCAUUCCAGCGAGAGUUGAAUAAUCCUUUGAAAAGGAUGAAGGAGGAAGAUAUUUUGGACCUUCUGGAGCAAUGUGAAAUUGAUGAUGAAAAGCUGAUGGGAAAAACUACCAGGCCUCGAGGACCAAAGCCUCUGUGUUCAAUGCCUGCAAGUACUGAGAUAAUGAAAAAACAGAAAUACUACAGCAGUGACAGCAGUUAUGACAGUAGCAGCAGCUCUUCAGAGUCCGAUGAAAAUGAAAAAGAAGAGUAUCAGAAUAAGAAAAGAGAAAAGCAAGUUACAUAUAAUCUUAAACACUCCAGCCACUACAAAUUAAUUCAACAAUCUAGCUCCAUGAGGCGUUCAGUCAGCUGCCCACGAUCCAUCUCUGCUCAGUCACCUUCCAGUGGGGACGCUCGCCCCUUUUCAGCCCAACAGGUGAUAUCAGUAUCACGACCCACGUCAGGGUCUCGGUCACAUUCCUUAAACCGUGUUUCCUCCUACACGAGGCAUCUGCCUCACAGCAGCGAUGCCAGCUCCACCAACCCUCAGAUGAGUGAGUCUUUGCGGCAACUGAAAACAAAAGAACAAGAAGAUGAUCUAACAAGUCAGACCUUAUUUGUUCUCAAGGACAUGAAGAUCCGGUUUCCAGGAAAAUCAGAUGCAGAAUCAGAACUUCUGAUAGAAGAUAUCAUCGAUAACUGGAAGUAUCAUAAAACAAAAGUGGCUUCAUAUUGGCUCAUAAAAUUAGACUCUGUAAAACAACGAAAAGUUUUGGACAUAGUAAAAACAAGUAUUCGUACUGUUCUUCCACGCAUCUGGAAGGUACCUGAUGUUGAGGAGAUAAACUUAUAUCGAAUUUUCAACCGGGUUUUUAAUCGCUUACUCUGGAGUCAUGGCCAAGGAUUGUGGAAUUGUUUCUGUGAUUCAGGAAUCAUAGGGCAAGAAGAAACUAUGAGGAAUAUUUUAAGGCAACAAUCUGUUUGUAGGUUGUAUACCUACUUGAAAAGUGUUUUUCUUGAUCAAAAUAGAUCCUCCUGGGAGAGUAUAUUCAGUAAAAGCCCGGAGGUGGUGACUCCUUUGCAGCUCCAAUGUUGUCAGCGUGUGGUCGAGCUCUGUAAACAGUGCCUGCUAGUGGUUUACAAGUAUGCAACUGACACAAGAGGAUCCUUCUCAGGCAUUGGUCCUGACUGGGGUAAUUCCAGGUAUUUGCUACCAGGAAGUACCCAAUUCUUCAUGAGAACACCAACCUACAACUUGAAAUACAAUUCACCGGGAAUGACUCGCUCCAAUGUUUUGUUUACAUCCCGAUAUGGCCAUUUGUGAAGCGGAAAGGAAGAUCGCCAUGGGUCAUGCAUAAUAGCAAUUCAUUUCCCCCCCUCGAGUUGAACAUGCAAAGAAAAUGACCAUUAAGUGCUGUUUUAUGUAUAUAUGACAUAUAUAUGUGUGAAAAUAUAUACACACAUGUACUCAAAUAACGUAUAUAUUUAUUAUAAUAUAUAAAAGAAGAAUUAGCGGAAAACUGAAUAUAAGACUUAAUAUUUAUGGAACUGUAAUAAACCAUGUGCAAGUUGUUUACACAAAUAUGUGAAUGUCUAGAAUUUGCUAGGUUUCUAAUUCCUUCCUACUAGAAAUGUUAUUUUUGCUGCAGAGUAUAUAAAACACAAUUGAUCUUGAAGAUUCCAUUACAGUGUUAAAUUAUUUUCUAGAUAACAUGCCUUUUGACUUGAAAAGCAUUAAUAGUGUAAUACCUUCUUAAUUCUCUUAUAUACAGUAGACGUUUCAAACGCUAACAAAGAAAAGAUUUAGAAACCUGGCAGAGCUUGACGACAGGAUUAAGUCUAAAACGGGUUUAUUAUUAUUAUUGCACACUGUAAAGUACUAGAAAAAUCUCAGCCUGAUUCUCCAACAUUUUUAUUCAUCUGCGUGGAAAUUUAGUUACUGUAAUCAUGUACGUUUGCAGUAAGGAUCUGGUAAGAUCCCAUUAUGAUCUACAGUGGAAGACAAUCCAGUGGGUUACAAAUAUAACAUAAACUAGCUUUUAUUUUUACUUUUUAUAGGGAGUCACAUAAAGGAACAGAAAAUGCUGUAGCAACAAAAUCUUUCUAUAUGGUUUUUGUGACUCAUACGACUCAUUUUUAUUUGGAAAGUAUAUCUUUGAUAGGUUUAACAUACGGUUAAAAACAAAUUGCACUGUUUUACAGAAAUAGAAGAGCUAACAUUUCAAACUCAUUUUGGUGUUAGAGGAUACUGUGUCACACUUAUUUUGUAAGUCUCUCCAUGUGGAGACCAACUUACCUUGCAGUCUCAUAUAAUAGUUUCUCAUUGCACCAUAGAAAGUCAGUAGUCUAAAUGUGAAUAGAAGAUUCCAAUGACCACAUUUUACUAGGAUUUUUAAAAGCCAAAAUAAAGUAUGAAGUUUUCAUUCUGUCCCAAGUUAUUGUGCAGUUUACUUAGCAAUUUACUUCAUUUUCAUGCUUACAUUUUUGAAAACAGCGAGUGAGCUUUCAGUUUUCCAUAUAAGUAUAAACACUAUCAUUGACACUGAAAAACCUCAGAAAGUACAAAAUUCACCUUUUUCCCAAUGCUUUUAUGUUUUCACACAGAUACUAAAUAUUCGCAAGAUUAACGUAUUACCUUCUCUUCCUAUCCUGAAAGCUGUUUUCAGCAAAUCAAGAAAUGGCCCAAAGCAGGAGAACUAACUGAGAGGAGCAAAAUGGCCUGGUUUCAUUCAUAAGCUGGAUAAUUGGCAACCCAAAGUUGAAAAUUAGUUUUAUUUUGCCUUUAAAGCCAUGUUCUGAGGCUGUGUUAGAAUGAAAUAAUUUUUUUCCCCCUAAAUUAUUGGUAGCUACUUGAUUCUUUGUGACUACCUAACAUCCACAUCCUGGAUCAUUUUUCUUGCUGGAAACGUCCAAAAGAAUCUGCUAUUGUCUGUGUGGAAAAGAGGAUAAAGAUGUCAGGAUGAAGGCAACUACAGUGUAGUUCUGAGUGAUUUUGAUUCCAUUGUGAAUUCUUAAAUAUGUUAGAGAUUUCUCAUAAUGCAAAAAUUGGGAUACUGAAAAAUCUCUUUAGGAAUGAUCAGCAAUCAAGUCUUGCCACGAGGACUUUUGGAAUUUUAAAUCGACGAUUUGGACAUGGAGACACAACUUUAGUCUGUUAUAUAUCAACCCAGCGUGUUGACCACUUGUUUUGUAGUAGCUUAAAUCACACAAAUGUUUACUUAACUUGCUGUAGUGAACAUUUUGUAACUUCUGCCCUUAGUCGUACAAGCAUGAAAUUUUUAUUUAAAACAAUGAAUGCAUAAGAAUGCCCAACACUGGGAGGAAUCCUCCCAGGAAAAAAAAAA
Molecule: messenger RNA, 4998 nt
Organism: Tupaia belangeri chinensis (Chinese tree shrew)
Lineage: Eukaryota; Metazoa; Chordata; Mammalia; Scandentia; Tupaiidae
Gene: TTLL7
Product: tubulin tyrosine ligase like 7
Biological process (GO): protein polyglutamylation; microtubule cytoskeleton organization
Cellular component (GO): ciliary basal body
Molecular function (GO): tubulin binding; tubulin-glutamic acid ligase activity
Source: RefSeq, a predicted model, not a curated record